Leptosia nina is the source of this 1002-nucleotide messenger RNA. Lineage: Eukaryota; Metazoa; Arthropoda; Insecta; Lepidoptera; Pieridae. The record is from the annotation of a GenBank genome assembly.
AUGAAAUACACUAAACUGUCGCAAACAGAAGAUUUAAUGCCAACACUUGGUCUAGGAACUUGGCAGGCUUCAUCAGAUGUUAUUGAAUCUAUAGUUUAUAAAGCAUUGAAUUUGGGUUACCGGCACAUUGACACUGCAUUUAAUUAUAAUAAUGAAGAAGCCAUAGGAAUAGCAAUAAAGAAAUGGAUAGAUGAUGGCAAAGGUUCCAGGCAAGACUUAUUUAUUACUACUAAGUUACCCCACGUCGGCAAUAGAGCGUCUGACGUAAAAAAGUUUCUGGAACUACAGCUCAGUCGACUACAACUGGACUAUCUGGAUUUAUAUCUGAUUCACGUACCUUUCGCCUUCCACUGCGACCCUAAGACCCUCACGCCUAUCGUUAAGCAUACUGGAGAGUAUGAGCUGGACGUCGAAACUGACCACAUUAGUAUUUGGAAGGUAAUGGAAGAAUGCCAAAAGGAGGGCCUAAUCCGAAACCUAGGUCUAUCUAAUUUCAGUGAAAAUCAAAUAGCGAAAAUAAUUAAGACAGCUUCGUUUAAACCGCAAGUAUUGCAGGUUGAGUUACACGCUUAUUUCCAACAAAUACCACUCAGAAAGUUUUGUGAGGAGAAUGACAUAAUUGUAACUGCGUAUGCGCCGCUCGGUAGUCCGGGCGCUAAGGACCAUUUUGUCAAUAAGUAUAACUAUAGCCCAGAUAAGUUUCCCGAUUUGUUGGGCCUACCUGAUAUAAAGGAGAUUGCUGAUAAAUAUAGCAAGACGCCCGCCCAAGUUCUACUGCGAUUUCUUGUUCAGGAAAAAGUGGUCGUUAUUCCUAAAAGUACCAGUGAGAAUAGAAUCCAUGAAAAUUCUAACAUAUAUGACUUUGAGCUGACUCCAGCCGAAGUUAAUCGUUUGAGGAAGUUGGACCGCGGAGAAGAAGGUCGGAUCUUCAAUUUCUUGUUUUGGAAGGGGGUAGAUAAACACCCAGAGUAUCCAUUUGAUCUACAGAAAAUAAACGCUUAA